Messenger RNA from Gaeumannomyces tritici R3-111a-1, 1823 nucleotides. Its product is annotated as aromatic and neutral aliphatic amino acid permease. The transcript has a single exon. The record is from RefSeq and is a predicted model, not a curated record. Bases 141 to 1538 code for a protein of 465 amino acids. Lineage: Eukaryota; Fungi; Ascomycota; Sordariomycetes; Magnaporthales; Magnaporthaceae. Gene Ontology annotation, molecular function: amino acid transmembrane transporter activity. Gene Ontology annotation, biological process: amino acid transmembrane transport. Gene Ontology annotation, cellular component: vacuolar membrane.
CCCUCGUCUUCCCCAGACCAGGUCUCGUCUGCCUUGUCUCCUCCGUAGACUCCCCUAGCCCGCUGCUGUCCACCAGAGUCGAUAGCACCAAGACCACCUCGGAUCGCCCUCUAGGACUUUACCUUUUGAUCUACUCCAUCAUGGGCACCGAGUCUGAAGCAGCAGCUACGAGGCCCGAGGCGCCCGCGCCUGCUGGGUCCAAGGAAGAGCAGCAGCAACAACAGCCGCCCCCGCCGCCUCCCGAGCAGGCCAGCGUUUGGACAAGGGAAGAGGGCGAACUGAUCGACUACCACACCUUGAGCUGGUGGCAGGGCGGCAUCGUCCUGAUCGCCGAGACCGUCUCGCUCGGUAUCCUCUCGCUGCCCUCUGUCCUGGCCACCGUUGGUCUGGCGCCGGGCAUCGUCCUCAUCUUGAUCAUGUCGGGCCUGUCGACGUACUCGGGUAUGGUCCUGGCCGAGUUCCGCGCCGCGUACCCCUACGUGCAGAAUUUCGGCGACGCGCUCGAGGUGAUCGGCAAGUCCAUCGGCAUGGGCCCCCUAUUCCAGGAGGUCUUUGGCUGGGCACAGGUCACCUUCCAGGUCUUCGUCAUGGCCAGCCACCUGCUCACCUGGACCAUCUGCCUCAACACGCUGACCGACUCGAGCACCUGCACCAUCGUGUGGGCCGUCGUCGGGCUUGGCGUCUUCGCCGUGCUCAACUUCCCGCGCACGCUCAAGCACACGGCCUGGAUGUCCAUGGCUUCGUGCAUCUCCAUCGUCGUUGCCGUGCUCGUCACCAUCGGCGACGUGGCUUACGAGCGGCCCAUCGGCUCCAAGGCCAUCGAGGCGGCGCGCGAGAUCCCCUUCACGUCGGGCAUGCUGGCCAUCACAAACAUCGCCGUCUCCUUCUCGAGCCACUCGUGCUUCUUCAGCGUCAUCGGCGAGUUCAAGAAACCCGAGGACUUCCCCAAGGCCCUGGCCCUGCUCCAGAUCGCCGACACCACGCUGUACCUGCUCGCCGCCAUCGUCAUCUACGUCUGCGUCGGGCCCAACGUGCCGUCGCCCGCGCUAUCGGCCGCCGCCUCGCGCACCAUGCGCAAGGCCAUCUGGGGCAUCGCCAUCCCCACCAUCGUCAUCGCGGGCGUCAUCUACGGCCACGUGGCCGCAAAGUACAUCUUUGCCCGCAUCUUCCGCGACUCCAAGCACGCCGUCCGCCGCACCAAGCUCUCGGGCAUCGUCUGGCUCGCCAUCGUGUGCGGCCUCUGGGCCCUCAGCAUGGUCAUCGCCGAGUCCAUCCCCGUCUUCAACAGCCUGCUGGGCAUCGUGGCCGCCAUCUUCGCCUCGUGGUUCUCGUACGGCCUGCCGGGCGUCUUCUGGCUCUGGAUGCACUGGGGCGACUUCUUCUCCAGCAAGCGCCAGACCGCCCGCUUCGCCGGCAACGUCCUCCUUUUCAUCACCGGCCUGCUGAUCUGCGUCCUCGGCCUGUGGGCCUCCAUCGAGGCCAUCGCGACCGAGCGAGUCACCAAGCCGUGGUCGUGCGCCUCCAACGCGGCGCCAUGAUUGACGAAUGAGGAGGUCUACGUUAUGAACGAAGCUCUGGAUUGCGGGGGAAUGUUUGGGCCAGGGACUCUUUGUAGUGCUUGGAAUGAGUUGUAUGUGUAUUAUAAGGCCCUGGGACGAGUCGCUAUACGCAGACAAAUUCAUAAUGGUCAAUAUGAAAGCCCGACUUCUCGGCGUAUAAGAAUUUUGCUUGGGAAUUGAUGUAUAAUUCCUAUUCUUAUUUCCACUUUAAAACACUUACGCUCGCCCUUAUUGUCGUUCCUGUUCCUACCCACAUCUCUAGAA